Molecule: messenger RNA, 354 nt
Organism: Protopolystoma xenopodis
Lineage: Eukaryota; Metazoa; Platyhelminthes; Monogenea; Polystomatidea; Polystomatidae
Source: the annotation of a GenBank genome assembly
AUGGGCCUUGCUUAUUUCCUUUACGACGUUUACUUUGGCACGAGGGAAGGAAUAGCAUUGAGUGUUUAUGUGAAUUCUGCAAAAACACUCCAACGUACCCUUUUGUGGCACUUAAAAUUUGCUCAGAUUGGCUCCGUUCUCGUGCCUCCUGGCCUUGUUUCCCACAAGCUGGCUCCACUUGGCACAUCAUCGCCAAGGGUGACGGAAUUGGGGAUAUUCCACUUUGCCUUGUCGACAUGCCGGCUGACUGACGUGAUCGGACAAAAGUUGGCUCUGUCCGAACCACACUCGUGGUUCGAACCCCGAUCAAGUCCCGGUGGCGAGACUCGAGCCGAGCCCUUACCCUCAACCUGA